AGCUAGAGGUUAAGGAGAAGAAAGUGAUCUUUCGAUACCAGGACCAAGAGAUUCAAGAAGGGUUUGGACAAAUGGAAAGAAGGAUCAAGGCUCAGCAAAUCCAUGACCAUUUGGCUCUGUAUCUUCAAGACUUGGACUACCCCAUGGGGACUAAACAUGCAAUGCCUAUCGAAGCUGCUGAAGAAACCUAG
Cetraspora pellucida is the source of this 191-nucleotide messenger RNA. Lineage: Eukaryota; Fungi; Glomeromycota; Glomeromycetes; Diversisporales; Gigasporaceae. The record is from the annotation of a GenBank genome assembly.